AUGCCCAAGAGGAAGGUCAGCUCCGCCAAGGGGGCUGCGAAGGAGGAGCGCAAGAGGAGAUUGGCGAGGGUGUCAGCUACACCGGCUCCCGCAAAAGUGGAAACGAAGCCAAAAAAGGCGGCAGGAAAGGAUAAAUCUUCAGACAAAAAAGUGCAAACGGGGCUUCCCUGGUGGCGCAGUGGGAAAAGGGGAGCAAAGGGAAAACAAGCUGAAGUGGCUAACCAAGAGAACGGAGAAACUAAAAACAAGGAGAGCCCAGCUUCUGAUGAAGCAGGAGAAAAAGAAGCCAAGUCUGAUUAAUAUCACACACCUGGUCCUAUCAGUGGCCCCAGUCUCCCUUCGUGUACAAUCCAGAGGAAUAUUUUUAUCAACUCUUUUGUAAAUGCAAGUAUUUUAGUAGCUCUAGAAAUAUUUUUUCAAAGGAGGGAAUCCCAACUCAUCCCAUUUUUUAAGUGUAAAUGCUUUUUUCUAAGAGAUGAAAUCAUUUGCUGGUUGUUUGUUUUUUUGGUAAAACCAGAAAAUAGUGGGAUAUUGAAUAUGGGAGGUUUUGAUUGUCUUGGGUGUCAGCUUAACAUUCCACAGAUGGA
Molecule: messenger RNA, 587 nt
Organism: Orcinus orca (killer whale)
Lineage: Eukaryota; Metazoa; Chordata; Mammalia; Artiodactyla; Delphinidae
Product: non-histone chromosomal protein HMG-14-like
Exons: 2
Coding region: 1-300 (99 amino acids)
Biological process (GO): chromatin organization
Cellular component (GO): chromatin; nucleus
Molecular function (GO): nucleosomal DNA binding
Source: RefSeq, a predicted model, not a curated record